Molecule: messenger RNA, 2038 nt
Organism: Vicugna pacos (alpaca)
Lineage: Eukaryota; Metazoa; Chordata; Mammalia; Artiodactyla; Camelidae
Source: RefSeq, a predicted model, not a curated record
AAUGCGGGGCCGAGCAGUUGCGCGGCACCCUGACGCGGAGCGAGGAUAUAGGGUCGGAUGCCAAGUCCAGAUACCAGACUGACUCCAGGAGCCGCGCACUUGUCAGUUUCCUCUUGGCCACGCCCCGACUGAAUAAGUCCAGCUCCCCAGUGUUUAACUAAGUCGUGACACCAACGCAAAAUCCACGCCUAAUUAAAUUAAUUAGGGAUUCUUGUCAAUCCUGGAUUAAUGGCCAAGAGCUCAGGCGGCCGAGGUAUCCGAAAACCCGGACGGCCUGGGACUUGUCUCUUCUUCCCACCCCCUUCGGUCCCCCUUCGCUGUCCUCCCACUCUAGCCCCAGCCAGCUUCGACUCCAGCUUUAAUCAAUCUCCAUCUCGCUUUCCUUUCUUUCUCUCUCUCCCUCUCUCUCUUUUUUCUCUUUUUCUCUUCCUCUCCCCUCUCUCCCUCUCCCCCUCUCCUCUUUCUCUCCCUCUCCCCCCACCUCCCAACCCCACUCCCCCACCCCCAGGUAGUGGCGCGGGUGCUUCCCGGGAAGGGGCUCCCUGCGAGUUGCGAAGGGGAGGUAAUUUACUCAGAACAAGGGGCCGCCUUUGCGAAGUAUAAAUAGUGAGACUUCAAGCGCUGCGUUGCUAUCAGAUCUGAACUCUCCGCAGGAAGAAUUGUCAAAGAUCUUAACAUUGAACAAGCGCGCUCCGGCAGGGAAGCAUCAGUUCCCAUUUCCCUCCGGCGGCCCCCGCCCCUUCCCUCUUCCUCUUCUUCCUCCUCCUCCUCCUCUUCUUACUUCUUUUUCUCCUUCUACUUCUCCUGCUCCUUCUUCUUUCUUCUCUUCUUUUUCUUCUUCCUCCCCCACUCUCUCCUCCCCCACCCUCUGCCCCAUUGAUGUGUUAUUAUUGGGGGGGCUGGAGCAAUAAAAAAAGAAGAAGGAAAAAAAGAGCGGGGCUCGGCUGGGAGAGGUUGAGCGCGGGGCUGACUGGCAUCGGCAGCGAUGGAAGAACUUACGGCGUUCGUCUCGAAGUCUUUUGACCAGAAAGUGAAGGAGAAGAAGGAGGCGAUCACGUACCGGGAGGUGCUGGAGAGUGGGCCGCUGCGCGGAGGAGCUGGAGGAGGGCGCUCUCCCGUCCGGGAGCUGGACAUGGGCGCCGCCGAGAGAACCAGGGAGCCGGGCAGCCCGCGGCUCACCGAGGUAUCCCCGGAGCUGAAGGAUCGCAAAGAAGAUGCGAAAGGGAUGGAGGACGAAGGCCAGACCAAAAUCAAGCAGAGGCGAAGUCGCACCAAUUUCACCUUGGAACAACUCAAUGAGCUGGAGAGGCUUUUUGACGAGACCCACUACCCGGACGCUUUCAUGCGCGAAGAACUGAGCCAAAGACUGGGGCUGUCCGAAGCCCGAGUGCAGGUUUGGUUUCAAAAUCGAAGAGCUAAAUGUAGAAAACAAGAAAAUCAACUUCAUAAAGGUGUCCUCAUAGGGGCUGCCAGUCAAUUUGAAGCUUGUAGAGUAGCACCCUACGUCAAUGUAGGUGCUUUAAGGAUGCCAUUUCAGCAGGAUAGUCAUUGCAACGUGACGCCCUUGUCCUUUCAGGUUCAGGCGCAGCUGCAGCUGGACAGCGCCGUGGCGCACGCGCACCACCACCUGCACCCACACCUGGCCGCGCACGCGCCCUACAUGAUGUUCCCGGCGCCGCCCUUCGGACUGCCGCUCGCCACGCUGGCCGCGGACUCGGCCUCUGCCGCCUCGGUUGUGGCCGCUGCCGCCGCCGCCAAGACCACCAGCAAGAACUCCAGCAUCGCGGAUCUCAGACUGAAAGCCAAAAAGCAUGCGGCUGCCCUGGGUCUGUGACGCCAACGCCAGCGCCAACGUCGCGCCUGCAGCUCGGCCCGAAGCUUGCACGCCCUCCGAGCCCCGCUGCUUCUCCGUUACCUGCUCCGGACUUCCGGAGCCGAACCUCUUUUUGCCCCGCUGAUCUCCCCUUGUCCCCUUCCGCAUCCUGGACUCGGAGGGCGGGACCAGGGAUCCCACAAGGCACACCAGUUCCGUGGCUCC